AUGUCCUAUGAGUCAAUAUUUAAUGUGUCUACACAUGUACCAAACUCAUUGAAACAGAUAUCACCAGUAAGCUCAAACUCUACCAAGCGACAUCGCUUUGAAGAAGAAGAAGACCCAACUUGUUUACCACCAUCAUUGAGUUCAUACAGCAUAGCUACUCUCAAUGCCAAAAGCAAAACAUACCUAACAGCCAACACAAAUGCCACCACAGUCACCGGUAUCUAUGAGCAAGAUUUCCCCGGAAGAACAAAUCCAAUACGGAGCAAACUAGCGGCUCAUUUUGCAAAUGGCGGUGGCAGUGGCAGUGGCAGUGGCAGUAAUGAUAUCCAUUCUUCUACAACCAACAACCAAGAUCCAACACCAACACCCCCGUCAUUUACACGCAGCUCAUGCGACGCAAUGGAAGGAAAAUCAAGUUCCGUUUCUAAAUCCUUAUCGCUGUCGAGCAAAAAUGAUGAUAUUGCGAGAUACAAGCGGAAACGAAGGUUUGGCAAAAUGUUGGGAUCUCCUAAACGUGCCUCUCAAACUGCCGAACCUCGAAAUAUUGAAGAGAUGGAGAUAGAAAAUAAACUGGGUAUGAAAGCAGAUCAUGUAACGUCAGUGAUUGACGAGGAAUUGAUUAGCAAGAGAGUAGAAGAAAGAAGGGCACUAGAACAGCUUGAACAGCAAAGAGAACGAGAACGAGAACAAAAACGAAUUGAAGAGCAAGCAUUUGAACGCGAAAGACUACAACAGCGACAACUAAAAGAACAAGAAUUGAUGGAGAAAAAGCAAAGUGCUAACAACCGUUUCAUUUUAAGCAACUUUGAGAUACCAAAACUAGACAUUGAACAAGAAAAUCUUGACGCAAAAGUCAACAUUUCUCCAUUGAGAUCGCCUUUCAAAGAAAAAAGGGUACCCUUGAGAGAUGUGUCACCAAAUGUGUUUAGAAAACCGAGAUUACCAAGAUCUACUAUUCAAAAACCCUCUCCGCCACCGCAACAAUACCACGUCGCUCCCAAACCUGAACCUGUACGAUCACCAAAACCAUUACUACCGACAGCAUCACACCAGCAUAGACCUAGAUCAGCUAAUAUGCACUUUGCUGACGAUGAUUUAAUUGAAACAAAGAAAAGAACAGUAAACAUUAACGGAAAAGCAUACGAGAAAUUAGAGCUCAUAGGAAGAGGUGGCUCAUCCAAGGUUUAUCGUAUCAAAUCAUGUGCCGAUGGACGUCAGUAUGCGUUGAAAAAAGUUUCUUUGAACCAGUUUGAGAACAUUUCUGGAUUCAAAGGAGAAAUAGAUCUUUUGAUAAAGCUCAAACAUUCCAAAAGGGUUGUUAAGUUAAUUGACCAUGCUGUUUUUAGCUCGUCAAUAUAUCUUAUUAUGGAGCGAGGCGAUAUUGACCUUGCCAUGUUAUUUCAAAACAGGAUCAAUGCGAAAUUACCAUUAGAUAUACACUUUGUCAAGUACCACACUUUUGAAAUGUUCAAAUGUGUUGAAGAUGUUCAUAAUGCAGGCAUUGUGCACAGUGACUUAAAGCCAGCAAACUUUUUAAUGGUAAAAGGGGUGUUGAAAAUUAUUGAUUUUGGUAUCGCCAAUGCUGUUCCUGAUCAUACUGUCAAUAUCUAUCGAGAAUCUCAAAUCGGCACUCCAAAUUAUAUGGCCCCAGAAGCGCUUGUAGAAGCGAAUUUGGCGGGAGCAAAGAAUACCACUUGGAAAGUUGGCAGACCGUCUGAUGUUUGGUCUUGUGGAUGCAUUUUGUACCAAUUCAUCUACGGCAAACCUCCCUACGCUGCAUACUCAGGCACACAAAGAAUUAUGGCACUCAUGAAUCCGCAAAUAAAAAUCCAAUACCCAGCAACAGGAUUGGGUGAUGUAAAAGUACCCCUCAGUGCUAUAGAAUUGAUGAAGAAUUGUUUGGUUCGUGAUCCAGCAGAUAGAUGGACAAUAGAACAGUGCUUAGCAAGCGAUUUUUUCCAACCUAAAGUUGUUGAUGAAACAUUCAUCAGCAAAAUUGUUCAUCAAAGCAUGAACCUCGGGUUCAACAAGCGCAUCUUAAAUGAGGGAAUGUCAGCUGACGACUACGAUUCGAUGGUUGACGAUAUUGUAAAGCAAAUAGAGGCAUACAAUUGCUAA
Molecule: messenger RNA, 2118 nt
Organism: Lodderomyces oxycetoniae
Lineage: Eukaryota; Fungi; Ascomycota; Pichiomycetes; Serinales; Debaryomycetaceae
Gene: MPS1
Product: serine/threonine/tyrosine protein kinase
Exons: 1
Coding region: 1-2118 (705 amino acids)
Biological process (GO): peptidyl-serine phosphorylation; meiotic spindle assembly checkpoint signaling; mitotic spindle assembly checkpoint signaling
Cellular component (GO): kinetochore; nucleus
Molecular function (GO): protein serine/threonine kinase activity; protein serine/threonine/tyrosine kinase activity; ATP binding
Source: RefSeq, a predicted model, not a curated record